Messenger RNA from Epinephelus moara (kelp grouper), 2628 nucleotides. RefSeq names its product tripartite motif-containing protein 16-like. The record is from RefSeq and is a predicted model, not a curated record. The transcript is spliced from 2 exons. Bases 1 to 1026 code for a protein of 341 amino acids. Gene Ontology annotation, molecular function: protein binding. NCBI's taxonomy places the organism in Eukaryota, Metazoa, Chordata, Actinopteri, Perciformes, Serranidae.
AUGGCGCAGCAAGUGUUUUUAGAUCGAGAAAAACUGAGCUGUUCAAUCUGUCUGGAUCUACUGAAGGAUCCGGUGACUAUUCCCUGUGGACACAGCUACUGCAUGAGCUGUAUUAAAGACUGCUGGGAUGAGGAGAAUGAGAAGAAGAAAGCACACAGCUGCCCUCAGUGCAGGCAGAGCUUCACACUGAGGCCUGACCUGGAGAAGCUGCAGCAGGAGAUCACUGAGCUGCAGAGGAAAGACACUGAGCUGGAGAAGCUCUCACGCACAGAGGAUCACCUGCAUUUCCUAAACAACUACCCCUCACUGUCACGUCUGAGUGAGUCUGAAGACUUACCCAGCAUUGAUAUCUGUCCUCUGUGCUCUUUUAAGGAUGUGACAGCAGCGGUGUCAAAGGCCAGAGAUAAACUGCAGGCUGUUCUGAGUGAGGAGUGGACAAAGAUCUCACUGGCAGUGCCUCAAGCAGAGCCCAGAACUAGAGCGGAAUUUCUGAAAAAUUCUUGUCAAGUCACUCUGGAUCCAGAUACAGCACACAGGCUUUUGUCACUGAGUGACAGUAACAGAAAAGUAAAAUUAAUGGCAGUAGACCAGUUGUAUUUGGAUCACCCAGACAGAUUUGUUGAGUGGUGGCAGGUCCUGAGUAGAGAGGGUCUGACUGGACGUUGUUACUGGGAGGUGAAGUGGAGCGGGAGAGUUUAUAUAGCAGUUGCAUACAAGAAUAUUAGCAGAACAGGGACCAAAGAUGAAUGUGGAUUUGGAAAUAAUAUAAAAUCUUGGUCAUUAGAAUGUAACAGUAAAAGUUAUACAUUCAGACAUAACAACAUUGUUACUUCCAUCUCAGGCCCACAGUCCUCCACAAUAGGAGUGUAUCUGGAUCACAGGGCAGGUACUCUGUCUUACUACAGCGUCUCUGAAACCAUGACUCUCCUCCACAGAGUCCAGACCACGUUCACUCAGCCUCUCUAUGCUGGAUUUUGGCUUCCACUAAGCUCUGGAGGCACAGCUGAGUUGUGUGAGCUCAAGUAGACAGGAGUUUAAAGAGUGAUUUAUCUCUGUAUAGUAAAUGUUGAGGUGUGUUUGCACUGCACAGAUCAAACAGAAUGGGACUGUGAUGUGUUUUGUUUUUUUUUCUUCGUUGGGGGUGGUGUAGUGGAGGGGGAGUAUGUGGUUUUGUUUGUGUCAAUUCAAUGAAAUGGUGAAAUGAAGAAAUAUUUUUUUCUACACAGGGAUUAAAACAAUUUUUUUGUUCAAUUUUUUUCUUAUUGGAUUAGUAUAUUAAAUUUACUAAACGUUGACAUGAUUAUGGAAAACAUUACAUAUAUGCAAAAUGUCUGCUGAAAACUAUGUAUUUUGUUCUACUUAAACUUGAAUAUAGUUAUGACAUAAAGUGGCUUAAUUAUGUACAAAAAAAAACUACAAAAUUAAUUAAAGAGUCAUUUAUAUAAAAAUGAAUGAAUGGUUUUGGAUUUUUGAGCAAAUAAAUGUAAUAUACAGUUUUAAAAUUACGUAUUUUUUGUCAUACCAUAUCUCUAUGAACAUAACUUGUAUAAUUUAAUGUUGGCUUAUUGUUACUUUACAUACUGUAUAUAGUAGUAGUGGUAGUAGUUCUAGUUGUAGUUGUAGUUGUAGGAGAAGUAGUAACAGUAUAUUAUAUUGGCAACACUGAUUCCCAGAGCAGGAAUGUGUUGAAAUGUCAUUCUUAAUAUAUAGACUGUGUAUGUUGUAUUUACUAAAUAUUUUCAACUGAUAUACAAAAUAUCUGAUGAUACCCUUUUUUGUGUUUGUUUUUUUUCUACCUUGAUUUGGAUUUUUGAGCAUCUGCCAAAUUACUGUCAUAUAAAGUUUAAAAACACAUUAUUUUAGUCACACCAUAUGUUCAUUUUCAUAAUUUGUAUAAUUCAAUGUUUAUUUCUUUUACUCUACAUAUUUACUGAUGUCUAUACUGCAUACUGUGCUGCCGUUGUACUGAUAAUGAAAAAUCUCUUUUUACUAAAAAGUACCAAUCCAGAAAAAUGGUAUAAUUUUAAAACCGACCUUCUGGGAACAAAUCUUGUUAACAUCUUUUAAAGAGUGAAUUUAAGUGUCUUUACAUGAUUACGAUUUUUAGAGAAUAUGUAUGGAAAAUCAGUGGUCAAAAUCAUAUUUAUAAAUAGUUAUCUUGUCAAUAUUUUAACAGAUGACCCCUAUUCUUUAAAAAAAAAAAAAUGCAUUUACAGAAUAUAUCUUUCUGUCACUGUUUGAGUAUCACAGAAAUCUGUUGUUUUCCUUCUAGAGUUAAUUCCAAUCAAUCUUUUUCCAAGAUAAUCAAGUAAAAAAAAAAAACACAGCAAGGUUAAUGAAAAACAUUUAACCUUCACUUUCUACCGAUAGACCAUGUGUUGAUUUAAUGCUGCUUAUGGUGAGAAUUAAAAAAGAAAAAUCACUCAUUCACAUACUUGCGAGAUGAGGAUUUAACUCUCUUUUUAAAAAUGUAUUCUGAUGGCAUAUUUACUCAACAUUUACAUGAUAUACUGCACAUUGAAGAUUUAUUGCAUAUAUGCAAAUUUUCUGCUGAAGAAUGUGUUUUUGUUCAACUUAAAGUUGCAUUUGGUGAUUUUAUAAAUGGGUGUAAUAUGUGAGAAUAAAAAA